UUCAUGCUUCCAAUUAAUAAGCUGAUUAAAUAGCAUAUUUGAACUUAUUACUAAUUAAUGAUUAGAAAUCACCAAGUAAUUGGCGAAUUUUGUAAUUUAAUUAAUUAGUAUACUUAAAUAGUAAAAAUCAACCCAAAGUCUCAAUUAGAGACUCUCUAAUCGCAAAACAAGGUGAGAACUAUUCGCGCCAAGCCCAAAAUUUCACUCUGGGUUUGAAUUUCACCUAAUUGAGAGAAAUUCUCUCAGAGAAUCAUCUGGGUAGGAAACUAAAAAAAUAAAAAGUGUUUCCUAGGACGGGUUGGAAAUCAUGGAUGAUUUGUCGCCGGAAUCUCAAGCCUUAUCAAAUCCCGUUAUUUUGCAAGAAAUCUUCCAAUACAAAUCCCUCUCCGGAAAAGACCUCCGUCUCGUCUCCAAACUAUGGAACGAAGUAACCCUUUCCCUCCCAAGACCAAAACUUUGCCUCAAAUUGAACCACUCCUUAAAGCAAGCUUGCUGCGACCCGUCCAAAUUUCUCGACACGAUCUACCCCACCCUCUCCACCCCCAAGUUGGCCAGAUUUAUCAGGAUCUCGGCAGGAUGCACCUACCACGUCCAACAAGACCCUGAAGGCAUCCCCCACUCUCGAGGAGCAUCUGACGUCUCUGCAGAAAAACUAAUUUCCACCGUGUGCCAAAAAUACUCGGAAACCAUUCAAGAAAUCAAAAUCCACUCGAGACUCGUCGUUCUUCCCACACUUUACGAAAUCCUGUCUAAAUACUGCCCAAAAUUGAAGCGCUUAAGUGUCACGUGUCCCCGCCGGCGGGGCGGGAUGAUGGAUUCCACGUUCGAUUCCCCCCUCCCCAAAAAGUCUAAUCUUGAAUACAUCCGCUUCAUCUUGGACGAUCCGCCCCACACCUUUAUGCAGCAGGUUUUAAACGCCGCGCCAAAUUUGAGGACGCUAUUCAUCGUGGGAAAUUUAUACCCGGAUUUGGACAAGAAUACAAAUCUUUACCGGCUUUUUCACUAUGGUCGGGGCAAGAAUGGAGCGCGCGGGUCCACCCAGGCGUUCAAUGGAGGGUCGUUAACGCGAUUAAUUUCGCAAGUGGCGAAUUCCUUGGUCUAUUUGAAAAUCGGGCUGAACACGGACCAAGGAAAGUAUUGCCCGGACACGAAUCGGGAUGAAUUUACCCUGCCGGAAAGCAUGCCCAAACUGAAGCAGCUGCAUAACAGAUGUGUCGAUAUUUUUAAAUGUCCCGAUGGAACAGGAGGAUUGAUUUGGGCGGGAAAAAAGUUUCAAAAUUUGGACCAAAUUAUAUUCGGGUGUAGCGUCGCGGCGGCGGGGAAAGACGUGCUGGAUACAUUUUUGAAGUUGUUCAGUUCGAAAGUUGUCUUGUCAAGGACCGUGAGGAAAAUCGUGGUUCAAGACUUGACCGAGAGUUUGGGUCCGUUGGCGAAUUUGAAAAUUGUCUACCCCUUCGUGACCGAGGUGGAAUUAUUUUUUCUGCACAUGGGGGGUACGCUCCAGGAGGAGGUGAAUCCGGCCGUGUUUAGCAGUCAGCUCGAAGUACUACUGAAGAGUGGAGGGUUGACGAAGAUUACGUUCAAUAUGACGCUGGAGCUGAAGCUGUCGGACUUUGUGAAGGCACUGUCGGACAAUAAGGAGUUGUUUAAAGGCCUCAAGCAACUCUUGCUUCUCAGAGAAUCUCCCGCAAAGGAUAUUGCCGAUGACUUGUACGAGUCUGGAAAAAUGGAGAAAUACGGUAUUAAGGAUUUCAUCAGAGAGUUCGAGAGCGUCCUGUUCGCCAUGAAGGAGCUGGAACUCGUAGUGAUUUCCGGAGUAGUAUUGCGUGGACCGACGGCUCAGCUUAUUAUAAAUUUUAUCCGUGAUGAAAAGUUACCUGUACAAUUUCUGUUGGGUGGCGGAAAUACUGAUUGACAUCGCUGUGUUCUUCCUUCUGCGUUAUUUUUUUACUUCUGCCUGCGAUGAUCUGGUCAAAAGUGUGAAAUUUUCUAUAAAAUGACGCACUCUAAAUAAAGUUUCGUAAAAUUUACUUAAGCUUGUGUAAAAUAGAGGAAGACACAACAAGUAGGUCAAAUUUAUUUGAUGUUUUGCUCAACGGUUGGAUCAAUUGUACCGAAUUUUUGUAUCAUCCUUUAUUUUACUCAAUCUGGAGUACAAUUUACGCGACUUUAUUUAGUAUGCUGAAUAUUCAAUGUAGAAUUAUAGUACUUCAUUAUGUAUAAGCAUUGUUUUGUUUUAGUUUAAAAAUAUUCACAAUUUAAACUUCGUAAACUUGGUACAAAUAGUUUUAAAGCAAUACAUUUUUUUAGUUUAUUGA
Messenger RNA from Folsomia candida, 2318 nucleotides. RefSeq lists its product as uncharacterized. NCBI's taxonomy places the organism in Eukaryota, Metazoa, Arthropoda, Collembola, Entomobryomorpha, Isotomidae. The record is from RefSeq and is a predicted model, not a curated record. The transcript has 5 exons. Bases 308 to 1915 code for a protein of 535 amino acids.